CAGAGUUUUCAAAGAAGAAACUCAUUAACUUGGAGCUGGAGAACUACCUUGCAUAAAAUACUAAAAUGAAAGAAUCAAUAGCUGGCGAAUGUGAUAAGGCAGUUGCACCACAUCUAGGACAUCUAAAUGAAAUUAAGAUGGAACCUGACAAUGCUCAUGAGUAUUGUCAAGCCCAACAACCCAAAAAUCAAGAGAAUGAACUGAAAAUAAACACUACAUUUUCAAACGAUGCCUCAGAGUUGACUACAGGCAUUCAACUUUCUCUGGCAUCAUCAGGAAUGAAUAAAAUGCUCCCUUCAGUUGCAUCUACAGCUACUCAGGUUUCCUGUUCUGGUUGUAAAAAAAUUCUUCAGAAGGGGCAAACAGCUAUUCAGAGGAAAGGGUCUACUCAGCUUUUCUGCUCCACUCCAUGUAUCAGUGAAUACAUUUCAUCUACCAAUUCACCAGCUCUUCCCAGGAGAAUUUGUUCAAACUGCUCGAAGGAUAUUUUAAAUCUAACGAAUGUGAUCACUAAUCAGUCAGAAGAUACCUCUAGCAAAACUUUUUGCAGCCAAGCUUGUCUUUCAUCCUAUGAAGAAAAGAGAAAACCUUUUGUUUCUAUGUGCAAAAAUAAUAUUUUAACCAAAUGCAGCGUGUGUCAGAAGACUAUUAUUAAGCCAACCAAGACUCUUACAUCUGGUCUUUGCAAACCAUUGAAACCCUCAGAUGAAAUGGUUGAGAUAACCAGUGACUUGGGAAAGACAGAGCUUUUCUGUUCCAUUACUUGUUUCUCUGUUCACAGUAAAGUUAAGAUGGAAUCUUCCACAGUAAAUGUUCCCAAGGUGCACAGUGCUUCAGUGGAACUCCCUUCUCCAAAGAAAGAUACAACUCCAGUUAUAAGCAGUAUAGUAUCCUUGGCAGACACUCAGGUUGCUGUGCCCAUCAUGAACUCUGGUGUCUUACAAGAUACAAUUUAUUCAGACACAGACAAAGAUGUUGCAGAUACUCCUAAGAGUUCACCUUGUGAAACAAAUAUCGCUAAUAGUGCUGUGGAACAACCAAGCCUUUCACCAUCUUCCUCAGUACUCAGUCAGCAUACAGUUGGCUCCAAUAUUGAAGAUCAAGAAUCAAACCCGAAUCCUGCUUGCAGGGUGAAACUUGUGAAAAUAACUGAUGAACUCUGUCUCCCAAACUUUACAGCCAGAAUUCAAAAAAGUAAAUUACCAAGCAUUAAAAACUCUUGCUGUUCAAGAUUUCAUCAUUUGAGAAACACUAUUAAAAAGGAUGCGACAUUCUGUUACUCAUGCCAGUUAUUCUGCCAAAAAAAUUGUAGUUAUCAAGGAGAUUCCUUCACAACCCAAGACGUUUCUAACUGGGAAAAAACCCUCGAGAAUUUUCGAAAGCAUGAAAACAGUGAAAUGCAUUUGAAAUCUUUACAAUUUUGGAGGGAAUACCAGUUUUAUGAUAAAACUAUUGAUGAUAGUCUAUCUGUUAGUUCUAAACAGAUAGAAGAAAAUAAGAAGUACCUAAGACUUGUCAUUGAAAAUAUUUUAUUUUUGGGGAAGCAGUGUUUAUUCCUAAAAGGAAAUGAAGAGUCUCUUUCAUCUAUAAAUAAAGGCCAUUUUUUAGAAUUGCUAGAAAUCAGAGCAAAAGAUAAAGGAGAAGGAGUAUUACAACUUAUGACUUCACAAAUUGACUUUUAUAAUAGUACACAGAUUCAGAACAAUAUUAUUGAAAUCAUCAAGACUGAAAUGUUGCAAGAUAUUGUAAAUGAGAUAAAUGUCUCCUCAGCUUUUUCAAUAAUAUGUGAUGAAAUAAAUGAUAAAGGCACUAAAAAUUGGGUUUCAGUUUGUGUAAGAUACCCACAUAAAAUAUCAAAGGCUAUCUUAAUUAAAGAAAGAUUCUUGGGUUUCAUAGACGUUGACGAGAUGAAUGGCACCAACUUGCAUAGGACUAUCAAAACUUACCUUCAGCAGAUUGGAGUCGAUAUGAAUAAAAUACGUGGCCAGGCAUAUAACAGUGCUACUAAUUUGAGGAAGAAAUUUAAUGAAAGUGCAGAAGAAUUCAAGAAGGAAGAGCCACGAGCUUUAUAUACACAUUGUCACGCACACUGUUUGAACUUGGCAGUAAUUAGAUUUUGUAAAGAAAUAAAAGAACUCAGGAGUGCUCUGAAUACUCUCACUAUUUUGUUCAGCACCAUUCGUAAGUCUGAGAAUAUGUCAGCUAAUUUUCAAAACAUUUGUAAGUUAAGUCAAAACAAAAUAUGCAAGAAACAUUUAUCACAGUCGUGUUGGAUAAUCCAUGAUCAGGUACUGUUAUCUGUGAUUGAGGGUCUUCCAGAAAUUAUUGAAACACUAGAAGUUGUAUUAACUCAGACUUCAAACACAAGUUUAGCUGAUAAAUUGAAUGAUUUAUUGAUAUUAGUUUCCAAAUUUGAAUUCAUCUUUUGUUUGAAAUUUCUUUAUCGAGUACUAAGUGUAACAGGAAUUCUUUCCAAAGAACUUGAAAGUGAAGCCACAGAUAUUUUUUCUUUGUCUCCAAAAAUAGAAGCUGUUUUGGAAUGUUUAUCCUCUGAAAGAAAUGGUGUCGAUUUCAAAACACUUUGGGAUGGAACACAGGAAAUAUGUCAAAGAAUAACCUGUAAAGGUUUUGAAGUUGAAAGCCCUUCUUUACAGAAAAGAAGAAAGAUUCAGAAAACAGAACAUGGUGGUUUAAGUAGCAUAUUUUCUCCUAUCUCAACAGAAGAACAAUAUAAAAUUAAUGUGUAUUAUCAGGGAUUAGACUGUAUACUACAAAAUUUAAAAUUAUGUUUUUCAGAGUUUGAUUAUUUAAAAAUUAAGCAAGUUUCAGAACUCUUAUUUAAAUGGAAUAAACCAUUAAAUGAAUCAACAGCCAAGCAUGUCCAAGAGUUUUAUAAGCUGGAUGCAGACAUUGUCCCAGAACUUAGAUUUUAUCGACAAUAUGCAAAGCUUAAUUUUAUCAUAGAUCAUAAUCAUAUUGACUUUGUCAGUCUUGGCUAUUUAUUUAUUCAGCAUGGUCUUCACAGUAAUAUUCCGUGUAUAUCAAAGCUGUUAUAUACUGCAUUGUCUUGGCCAGUUACUUCAGCAAGUGCUGAAAACUCAUUUUCUAUAAUGUCUCGUCUUAAAACAUACUUAUGUCAUACCGAAGGCCAAGAAAAGCUUAAUGGCCUGAGUCUAAUGGCUAUUGAACAAGAAUUGGUAAAUAAGCUGAUGGAACCUGAAAGACUGAAUGGAAUUGUGGAAAAGUUUAUCCAUCAUAUGAAAUAAAUAUAAUAGUUUUCCCAUUUGGACCUAUUUAAAAUAA
Molecule: messenger RNA, 3303 nt
Organism: Suncus etruscus (white-toothed pygmy shrew)
Lineage: Eukaryota; Metazoa; Chordata; Mammalia; Eulipotyphla; Soricidae
Gene: ZMYM1
Product: zinc finger MYM-type containing 1
Exons: 8
Coding region: 66-3266 (1066 amino acids)
Molecular function (GO): protein dimerization activity; zinc ion binding
Source: RefSeq, a predicted model, not a curated record